Molecule: messenger RNA, 5550 nt
Organism: Macrosteles quadrilineatus (aster leafhopper)
Lineage: Eukaryota; Metazoa; Arthropoda; Insecta; Hemiptera; Cicadellidae
Product: cilia- and flagella-associated protein 44-like
Exons: 29
Coding region: 1-5214 (1737 amino acids)
Molecular function (GO): protein binding
Source: RefSeq, a predicted model, not a curated record
AUGAGCCUUGAUAAAUACAUUGGUGAAAGUGAAUCCGGUCAAACUAGUGCUGUUACGAGCAAUGAAAGAUUGAUAUUGUUACAUUCUCUAGGCUAUGAGUGUCAGAGGUAUUCAAACUUGUGUGUUGCUGACGAGCGGUGGCUGAUAUUUAGCUCAGGCAGUUUGGUUCACAUGCUUGACACUCAAACAGGAAAGCUACGAACCCGACCUAGCGAUAGAGGUUGUUGUAUUGGACACGUCACUAAAAAUCCUACCCACCCUCACAUAGCUGUGGGUGAAAAAGUAUCAAAUCCGCUGAUUAUUAUUUAUAACUGGCCGUCCUUUGAAGUAGUUAAGAAACUUGCUAACGGAACGGAAAGUGGUUAUGUUUUCCUUACUUACAGUCCGGAUGGAAGGAUACUCUGCUCCCAAGGGGGAGGCCCAGACUACUCCAUGACUUUGUGGGAUUGGGAGUCAUCCACUGUGAUUGCCCGGAGUUCCUCCCCUCAAACCCUGAGGGUCUUCUUCUCCUCCUUUGCCGAUAACUGCAUCAUCGCUUGCGGAGAUGAAGGUGUGAGAUUUUGGGAGUUGACCAAAACCUACACAGGUCUGAAACUGUUGAGUCAAAAAGGACGGUUCAACGUACUUGACGAGUCUCAAGUUUUAGCCGUCUUCUGUAUGCCAGAUGGACAGAUGGUGAGUGGCUGCUCAUGGGGAAACAUUCUCGUCUGGGCGGACGGCAGAGUCAUCAUGGAGGCUUGUCAACGCAACAGACAACCUUGUCACGACAGCGCAAUCGUUAACUUCACUUACAACCAAGAGAUUGACGAGCUGUGCACUGUCGGAAUGGAUGGAUGUAUUAAAAUGUGGCACUAUGGUCGGUUCAAACUGGACCCGUUUUCUGAUGACAUGAUAGUUGUGAUCAAACCUGUGUUUGAGAUCCAAGUCCGUGACGAAAGAGGAUUUUCAGUCAUAUCUUAUAUUUUGAAGAAAAACUGUGACCAGAAUGAUUCCAUUUGGUUUGCACAGGACAGAAACGGAGGGCUGUGGCAGGUGGACAUGCAAGUUUCUGCCGCAACAGCUUCGCCAUUACGUCUCUACAGCUGUCAUGCGGGACCAGUGUGCUCUCUAGCGUCUAGCCCCUGGUCCCCCACCCUUGCUUCUUUGGCUGCCAACGGAGUCUUGCACAUAUACAACUUGACCACAGGCAAACUGCUCGCCAUCAAAGAGUUUGAAAUCGGAGGAAGCAAACUGUACUGGUUUUUAAUUCAGGAGAAAGUUGAAGAAGAGAUUAUUGCACUUGGUUUUGCCGAUGGUUCAGUAAAACUAAUAUCAUUGACAGAAGCUGGAACCUGUAUUACUAUUAAACAAUUACUAACAGAACUGCGUAAUGAAGACCCAGCAGAAUAUCGAGCAUGUUUGCGGAUGUCACCUGAGAGUUUUGAUGCACUUCUUGAACUUAUAGAACCUGUGAUAACUAAACAAGACACAACUAUGAGACCAGCUUUGGGCGCGGUGGACACUGAAGAUUACAAUCUUGGACAAUUUCUUCCCGGUUGCUGGAGACAAGAGACUAAUGGCCUACAGAGUGUCGUACGCAUAGGAAGUCAUCAGCAAACUAAGAAGGCAAAGCAAAAAAGGGACGCCUACAAAAGAUACUUUGUCGGUGAAGGUGCUGUCCAUUGGCAGUUAAAAAUGGAAACUAAACCUCACAAAGGAAGAAUAACUGCGAUCUGCGUAAACCCUGAGAAAACAUUGUUUGUGACGGGGAGUGAAGACAGAUCGGUGUUUGUGUACAAGUUGCAGUCGACAAUACAACUGAUUCCAGUCGGUUUUCUCCAGCUGGAGGCUCCAGUGAGAGGGCUGUGCUGGAACCCGACACAGAUCAGGAUUUUGCUAGUGUGCUGUGUUUCUUCAUUAAGCGAAGUUGUAAUCCCUGAAGAAGGAUUUACUGGGAUUUCUUAUCAGUUGAGUCCACCAAUAUCAACGGAAUUCCCAAAAUACCAAGGUCCUAAUCUACUAUUAAACGAAAGCUCCACUUGGUAUCUUGGGUUGGAAAAUGGCAAAUUGAGAUGUUUGACCAAAGUUGCGCAAGCCUGGCUGGCGACUGGCUACGAUGACAUUAGGCUCCAUGACAUAGAUUAUGGAAUGAUCACAGACAUAACUGUUUCAAAUCGAUUCAGAUUUCUUGUCGAUUGUGGAAUGGAUGGGAACAUUUUCGUCUUCAGCCUUGAAACCGAAACCGAAACAUUUUCUGAUGAAUCACUCGGAACAGUUAUGCAAAUUACAACAGGAAGUGAGCUGGUUUUGGAGGAAGAGCCUGGGGUGAGUUUGGAGGAAGCAAAGAAAGAUGCAGUCAUCAAAGAGAAAAUGGCUGUGGCGAUGAUGAAAAAAGUUCGAGUCCAAAAACAACUGGCUGUUCUUCGUACUAAAUAUCGCCUACUGCUCGAAAAGAACGCAGCAUUACCGGACUCUCAAAGAUUACGGUAUUCUGAGUUUCGUUUGGAUAAACGUUUGCAACUUCACAUUCAAGAGUUGAUAGACAAGGAGAUGAAGUUGGUGAAGCAUAAACUUAACUUUGAAGUUCAGAAGAGUCAGCUUUGCCUUUACAAGAUGAAGCACUACUUCAUGGAUUGUCUGGCUGCGUUUCAUGUGGAAAUCUCCGCCAUUGGAGGAAGAAGGAGCAUCUCAACGUUUGUUCAUAGAAAACUUGGAGAAGACUUUGAACAAGGAGAAGCUUUCAUCAAACGAGUGCUGCAGAACUCUUGUGAAAAAAUUAGAGACACUGGUACUGAAUCAUUGCAAAAAGCUGUGCCGGAACUGUCUCCGGUUUUCAUUCUUGAAGUUGAGUCAGAGGAACCAUACCAGCGAUCAGUACAGGACAUAUAUGACAGGCUAAAUAUUAAAACAAAACGGGCUCUGGAGAAACACAAACUUACCAAGCAGAAAAAAGAAGAACGAAAGAAACAGUGGCAAGCGUUCUUAGCAACGCAACCAGACCAAGACAAGAACCUUUCAACAGACAUUUCUGCGAUUGAACACGCGAUGAGAACUAUCGGAGACUACAAACUGAAAUCGUCGGAAGAAUUCAAACUACCUGACCAAUCCAAAAACACCAGUCUGCAUAAGCUGAACCAACUAGUUCAAGCCAAACGAGAGAUAUUCAACAUGAAAGAAGAGUUCAACCGUAAAGUCUAUUCUUUACGAGAAAAGAAGGUGAAACUAGUAAGAAAUGUGCAUCAGUUGGAGAAUCAGCUGUUGUAUCUUUAUGAUGAACUGCCAGAAGACUGCAGAAUCUUGCCUCCUCCCAAACCUCAGCUUAACAUACCGAAAGAGUUUCCUGAACGUCAAUAUCAGAUUUAUCCUGAUAAAGACCCCGACUUUUGCGAUCACGACCCAAUUGAGUACGAAGAAGAGUUUUUCAUCCUCAAUAGUCAAUCGACAUUGAUGGUGGUGAAUGAUGAGGGAAACACAAUCGAACUAGAAGAAGAAGAAAGCGAGUGGGAAAGCGAAAUCAGAAGUGUUCGGAAAACCAGACAGCUGUUCAAGCAAGACCAGAUCCUCAGUGAGAUGGCGCGACUACUGACACAGUUUGACCAGGAAGUAGAGUUACUCGCUCGACAACGACUACAACUGUCGAUCGACAUCAAGUAUCUCGAAUGUUUCGUUAAUCUGCUGCAUCAAGAGUUCCACAUAAUGCAUAGCUUUGACGAAGCUGAGUCUGCAAUCAUGGAACGAGUUAACAACAGCCUUGCGGAGAAACACACAAAACAUCUCAGGAUCAACAUUCUUCAGCACAAGAUUGACGUCAGAGCUGCCGAGGUUGCGUUACUGGAGGAGAAGUUGGCAGCAGUGGAGAAGAUCUUUGCCGAACUGACGGCAAACUGUCGUGUUGGUAAACAUCUUAAUCGGAUCUUCCGCAAGAAGAGUCGGCCGAACCUAUUUGGCAGCUCGGAAGAGGAGGAAGGAGAAAGUGACGAGGAUUCGUCCAGCGAAACAUCAGAAGACUCCGAUACAACAGUGAGUGUCGGCCGACCAAGUCCACGACGGAAAGACGGGAAAUGUCCUGCGGAGUGUGAUCCGCAGAUUCACAAAGAAACUGUGCAACUGAGAGCUAAAAGGUACAAACUGGAAGCCAAAAUAAACACAGAGAAAAAUACCAUUGACCUAAUGAGACGGGAGAAGGAGAGGAAUUACAAGUUCCUUAAACUGAUUGAACCAGUUCUAAGGAUGAACCAGGAUCAGCUUGAGAAAUUACAGAAAGACAAACAGUCACGGUUGAACGAGACGGAGGUCUUGGUAGUGCUGCGCUGCGGACAGAUCUGCGGCCGAAGUCUGCUCAUGUCUCGGCCAGAGCUUGACAAACUACGAGCUCGGGUGUCGGAGCUCCAGCGGCAAACUGACUCCCAGCUGGAAAAACUCAGGAAGAGCCAGCGGUACCAACAACGGUUGACCGAAGAAUGUCUAGAAAUGGAAUCAAAGAUAUCGCAAUUGAAGAAAGACAUUGACAAAGCGAUGAUAUGCAAGUUUGGCCAGCAGGUUGAUGUAGAAACGCUAGAAGAAAAGAGCCUUGAGCAGAUGAUAAAGAACAUACGCAAAUCGAAACGGGAAGAGGAACUUCAUAGAAAAUAUGAGAAGAUUAUCAGAGAUUUAAAGGAAGAACUUUUGGAAGAAUCUGAGGAUUUAGCAGAUUUGAUGCGAGAGAACACCCAUAAACUCCAGAUGCUUUCCUCUCUAGAAGAAGAAAAACAGAAACUGAUCACUUUAACACAGAGGGUAAAAAAGGCUGCUACGGAUUCAAACGAUCGAGAAAAAGAAUACAUCGAAGAUGUACGCAGUCUAACAAAGAUACUUCACAACCAGAUUUUGCAAAAAGAGACGAUAAUUCACGAGAUUAAAGUGCUCACCCUGAAAGGACGACCUUUGCCACCGAUACCUCCUCCAUCGAUCGUGGAAGAACAAACAAAGUCCACGACGGCUCAGACUCAGAGUUUCAGAGACUCGGAUGAUUUGGCUUCAACGGAGUGUCAAACGAGAGAGGGAAGUCCGGGAUUUCCGAGGGCAGCUACUCCAGGGUUCCCCAGAGGGGUGUACCCUCAAAAAGAGGAAGAUGAGGAAGUGGAAGAACAAGACGUGGAAGAUCUGGAAAAGAAGAAUCGGGAACUAGAGGACCAAGAAGAUGAAAGAGAACAAUCAACCAGUACUGACAGCCACGAGGAAGAAAAUGCGGACUGAAAUUGAAAAUUUGAACUGGAAAAUUGAAGUCACUGGGAACAAAUAUUAUACUAGCUAAAAAAAUGUGAAAUACUCUAGGGUGCUGGAAAUCACUUACUAGAUCAUCAGAGUAGGGUCUGGAAAUAACUAGGGUUUCAAGACAUGUUUGUGUUCCCUUUACGGUGGUAUAGGGCAUAGAUUAUAGGAUAAAUAUAGGAGGUAAGGGAAUUUGUAUGCACGAUUUUCAAUACAGCUAUCGUUUAUAGCUUAAAAAACUAACAAUUUUGUAUACUGAAUCAAUGUUGUACUAUUACUAUCAAGGUUACAGAGAAAAUUCUCAUAAAUCUGUAUGUUAUU